AUGGAUCCAUACACUGAGCGCACUCCAUCACUCACUAACUCUGGUUCUUCAAGCUCUAGCACUUCAAGUGAUCUCAUUUCGCCGGUACUCCCAGACAGAGACAGGGCUCUUCCUUCAAUACCCCGUGAAUUGUCUCGAAAAUCAUACCACAUACCUCCAAUUGGGGAAAGUCCUGCAUCCCCAAAUAACUCACUGAGGUCGGCCAGAAGGCCUAGCCUCGUUCACCGUCCACCGCAGCGUGCUUCAUCCUUGGCCAAAUCGUUGGCAUGGAGGAGAAUGCACCGUGCGGCCGUCCGUACCCUCAAACAGCCACAUAUUCUUGCGCGCCUAUUACAGUUCAUACCAUGGACUGAUUUUUACGUCCUGUUAUCAACUUGCGCCGAUAUGAGGCAUCUCUGGGAUACUCGUGAUUUCAGGGAUGUCAUACUAUCCCAUUUUGUCCCGGGCUACGGCUACGCUCUCAGGCAUCGUGACUUCUCCAAGUAUCAAGACUUGGACAUAUCCCUUCAAGACCUGGACCUCUUGCUUAUCUCGCAACGGGUUCCCCCUCAUCAAUACCCUGUUCACGCACUCAGGAGCAUAUCGAGCCUACCACCCAGCCGAGAUUAUGACGCAACUGCCGCGAAAUUAACCCAUAAACUCGCCAUUCUCUGUCUCACACACUCACGAUUCGUACUGCUUCUUCAGUCCUUCGUCCAUAGUUCUCCUCUCCCCCUACCAAUCGAUGAUGACUCCCAUUUCCAACCACCACGGUUCUCCUCAGUAUCCCCCACAUUGCCUCAUGGCCUCCGCGAGCUCACAUUUCCUGCUCCUCUGUCAUUUGUAUCUGACUCAUCCGAAAAGGCUCCGCCUAGCGCCCAUUCUUCAGGUUCUGGAUCAGAAUGGAGGGCGUCCGCCAGUCAUCCUCGUGACCGAGCAAAUAAUAGUCAGUUAUCGCCUGAUCCCAUGCCAAGGAGCCGAGACCCUUCAAAAUCCAGGACUUCUCCUGACUUUAAUACGUCAAUCAAUCAACGUAGACAGAGGAAGCUUUCCAUAUUUGGAGCGAGAAACCCUCCGCCCCCUCCGCUCUCGGAGCCCCGGUCUCUCAAAUACUACGAUGCCAGAUGGCGGCGCACCAUCACUGGCACGCCAUCCCAAGCGCCUGCGCCCAUGGGCACGUAUGCAGAUAAUCGGAAUUUCAUGUCAGCAGAUGACAUCAGAAAGUCGGUAGCGCAUUCCCACCGACGCACAGGAUCCAGUGGGAUGUCCAGUGCUUCAUCUUCGGCUAGUGGCAGUCCAUCCCCACCAUUCUCUCGCAAAGCGACACAAGACGCUUUUGGCGUUUCCACUGGCUCCCCACACGAACUUCACACGGCAACUUCACGAACCAGGGCACCCGUGCUGCGCGUAUUCGUACCUUGCACAGACCUCAUCCCUGCAUCAAUCUCAUCAUGCGAACAACAGCUAAUCGACAACGGCCUCUGGGAACACCUUUCAACUGGGGAUAUCGUGUGCAACUUCGGUUACGUCCCUGCAACUCCCGAAUCGGACGAGAUGUCAUCAUCACAAGAGUCCGACAGAAGCGCGGUACGCAAAUCAUGGCUGCUUUACAACGGCUACUCGCUUGUUCCGUUCAUCCCUCCUGCGUCCCCGCCUGUUGAUGACCCCCUCAGCCUUCCAUCACCGCUGUACUAUUCACAUAUCAUGCCUUCGCAUGUUCAUCCCCUAUUCGCGUUUGCACCUCCAGGUGGCGGUGGCGUCCCUGAGCUCAACCUAGUACAAACAACAGAGCGUGUCCGGUCGCCACAGUCCCGCGGAGGAUGGGCCGCAGCGAAGAAGCACAUGUGGAUCGCGCGUGCACGUGUCGGGAUGGGCUUCGUUGAUGUCGACGAUGGACUCGGCGAAGGGUGGCGAGGUGAAUGGGUCCUCGAGACGGAAGGCACGCGCGAGGGGCGACAAACGCUUGUAGAUUGUCUGUCUGGGGACGCAGGCGAGGUUUUCGUGUGGGAGUUUGUGAGGGAAAAGAGCGGUGGUGGGCGAAUAUGGCUCAAGUGA
Messenger RNA from Suillus subalutaceus, 2034 nucleotides. RefSeq lists its product as uncharacterized. The transcript is spliced from 2 exons. The record is from RefSeq and is a predicted model, not a curated record. NCBI's taxonomy places the organism in Eukaryota, Fungi, Basidiomycota, Agaricomycetes, Boletales, Suillaceae. The coding region runs from base 1 to 2034 and encodes 677 amino acids.